AGACCAGAUUGAGAGAGAGAGCUGACCCAGAGUGACCAUGGCUGCAUUGGAGUUGAGCUGCGAGGUAUCAGAAGAGAAUGUAGAUCGCAGAGAAACUUUCUGGGCUGAAUGGAAGGAUCUGACACUGUCUUCCCGGCCAGAGGAGGGUUGUUCUGUGCAUGAAGAAGAUACCCAACACCGAGAGACAUACCACCGGCAGGGGCAGUGCCAGGCGCUGGUGCAGCGGUCACCCUUGCAGGUGAUGAGGAUGGGUAUCCUUGGCCAGAGGCUGCAGGAGUACCAGCUGCCGUAUGCGAGGACACUGCCUCUGCCCAUCUUCACACUCUCGAAGGUGGGCAUCAAGGAAGACCGUGAGGCCACCCCCAUCCAGCUUCGGGAGCUCCUGGCUCUGGAAACGGCUCUGGGGGGGCAGUGCCUGGACCGGCGAGAGGUGGUUGAGAUCAAAAAGGAGCUGCCUCCUGUGGUGGCUGCCAGCCACCCCCAGUUUGGCAAACCGGGUGCUCCCCGCCGCUCUCUAUCCCGAUCCCUGUCCCAGGAAGCACAGAGAGGCUGAAGGGGACUCUGGGGGUGAAAUCCCUUCUCCCCUGACUCCUGUGCCCACCUAAGCUAAGACCUGGGGGGAGGGCAGGAUUGGUCAUUAAAGCUUUGUAGUUGGUCAUUAAAGCUGGGUUGGGGAAGUGGGAGCUGAAAAGCAGAACAUGUGGGUCUUCUGAGCUCCCAGAGGGAGGAGACGAUAGUAAAAAGAUGGGGAGCUAGGGUUAUAUCAACAUCAUCUGAAAACUGCAGAGAAGAGUUAGAUGAGAGACUAGGUGGCUGUACACCAGGAUCUAGAGAAAAAAGGAGAGAUGUGAAUGGGGGAUUAGAAAGCCCCCUGAAAGAGACCAGAUGGAAGGGGGAUGUGAGACUGGCGCGGGAGCCCCAGUGGGAGGAGACAGGGAUGGGGGAGUAGAGUCGGGGUCCCACCCAAGCAUCAUCUGUUAGUGCUACAAUAAAAGUGAAAGCUAGCUCUGCA
This is a messenger RNA of Phascolarctos cinereus (koala), 1012 nucleotides long. RefSeq names its product titin-cap (gene TCAP). Gene Ontology annotation, cellular component: Z disc. Gene Ontology annotation, biological process: skeletal muscle thin filament assembly; cardiac muscle contraction; cardiac muscle tissue morphogenesis. NCBI's taxonomy places the organism in Eukaryota, Metazoa, Chordata, Mammalia, Diprotodontia, Phascolarctidae. The record is from RefSeq and is a predicted model, not a curated record. Gene Ontology annotation, molecular function: structural constituent of muscle; protein-macromolecule adaptor activity; titin binding.